AUGUGGAGCUAUGCACAAGGCCUUCCUGGCCUAGGCCAUGGUUUUAUGAUUUGGAUGCCGUCCAACCCAUCCCCUUCAUACUCGCCAUCCCGUCCGUACUCUCAUCGUCGAUAUAUUUCUUCAUCUCCGACGCAAAACACGCAAGAAGAAGGCGAAGUACCAUCGAACCACCCUCCACCCCCUUCCCCACACCCAUUCGCUCGUCAACAUCUAGCUCUUCCUCCAUCACUACCCCCACAGCGAUGGCUCAAAUGCUCCCCCUUCCCUAACCCAACCUCGGCCCUAUCUCGCCUCUCGCACAUCCCGAAAUCCUCAUGCAGACGCCCGUACCCUGGCAUGGCCGCGGCCUGCGUUUCUCAGACAGACGGCCAGAUCCCUUUGUUAGCCGUCUUUGGAUCGUCGACGAAGGACGGCUUUCGGUCGGAAAUGACGUGGAUGGGAAUGGAGAGUCACUGUCGUCUAGCCGAUGAUAUUACCCCCUCAGAUAGAUCUCUUCGAGCUGGGGUGGAUUCACAGUGCGAACGGACUGGAGAAGCUGGAGCACUGCGGGACGAUAUCCGACUUCUCACCUUCCUCGACUCCGAGAUCGAUGCCGAAGUCGAAUUGCAGCUCCUCGACGAUUGUAUGGACUCGCGAGGAACGUGA
Molecule: messenger RNA, 645 nt
Organism: Laccaria bicolor S238N-H82
Lineage: Eukaryota; Fungi; Basidiomycota; Agaricomycetes; Agaricales; Hydnangiaceae
Exons: 2
Coding region: 1-645 (214 amino acids)
Source: RefSeq, a predicted model, not a curated record